UCGACAUCCACCAUUUGCGCAGCGCAUCGCGUUGGUCCUUCCCCUCUUUUCUCAGUCCUCACAUCUUUCAGCCUCUGAAUUGUCGCCUCCGUUUUCACGUUCAUCUUGACGGCGACGAUCGACGACAAGCACGACGCGCCGCCCGCCGACGACCACAAGCGCCUGCUCAUCAGUACCAGUGCCACCGGCCUCCUCAUCAUGAACAGCGAUCCCUUCUUCCAGCCCCCUUGGCCGUCGCACCAUCAGGACCCGCACCACCACGCGCACGCGAUCCCGCCGCCCCCGAAAGACCGCGAGGCGCUCGCGCAGGCGACGAAGGACCUGAUGUCGCUCGCGGACGCAGGCGCGGCGAUGGGCGCGGGCGCGUACGGCGGCGGCUACCUCCCGCGCAUCCCUAUGGCGCACGCGCAUACGGACACGCACCCCAUCCUGCAGAAGAUGCAGCAGCAUCCCCACUAUCCACCCGCGCCGCAGCUGCCGCACCAGUACAGCUACCCGCUGCAGUCCUCGGGCGCGGGACCCUCGCAUUCGCCCACUUCGUCCUUCCCCCCGCACCACUUUCACGAUGCGUUCACGGGUCCGUCGACGCGGCCUGCACCUGCUGAGGCAUCCGGCCCGAGGAAACGACAGAGGCCGAGCCCGCCUGAUGUGACCCCCUCGUCCGCAUCCACAUCCCUGUCGCCCGAGCCCCCCGCCCGCGCCGCAUCCGCACCGAAGACAAGAUCCGCAGCAGGGAAGGGCAAGGCGAAGGCGAAGGCACGCAAGGGGAGCGGCACUGCAGCGAAGGACGCAGCCGCGCUCCUGACGCCGUCGCAGAAGAAGGCGAACCACAUCCAGAGCGAGCAGAAGCGGCGGGCGAAUAUUCGCCGCGGAUACGAAGCUCUGUGUGAGACGGUGCCGGCUCUGAGGGAGGCAAUAGCCGCGGAGGAACAGGCGGCGAUGCGGGAUGGCAAGAAGGAUACGCGACGGGAAGGCAACACAAGGAGCAAGGCGAAGAUGAUCGACGGGGAGAAGAUCGACGGACGCGCAGGGCCCAGAAGCGAGAAUGUCGUCCUUGCAAAGACCAUCGACUAUAUCAAUGGCCUGCUGGACGAGCGGCAAUCCCUGCUCGCGCGCCUACAUCGCGCUCGGAGCAUGCUGGGCAUCCCACCAGAUCAGUCGAAUGGGACAGCACUAUGGGAGCGUCAAUGGACAGGGGGCGAGGGACGUGAUCCGUACGCGGAGGAAGACGAGGAGGACGCAGACGGGGCGGAGAGCGACCCGUGACGAGGGAUGGUAUUUUCGCUCGAAGCUUGUACUCGGACAGUCAGAGUCGGCAAGUUCGUUCAGCAUGUUUACCAAGGAACGGAUGAGGGGGGACUGUAUGUAUAGCAUUGUAUGCAUGGUGUAUUGUUAGCUGGAUGUAGGAAACUGUUGCUUUCGAGGGAGGGAAAGGGUAGGGCAAAGUCACUAAGAG
This is a messenger RNA of Schizophyllum commune H4-8, 1456 nucleotides long. RefSeq lists its product as uncharacterized. Gene Ontology annotation, molecular function: RNA polymerase II cis-regulatory region sequence-specific DNA binding; DNA-binding transcription factor activity, RNA polymerase II-specific; protein dimerization activity. Gene Ontology annotation, biological process: regulation of transcription by RNA polymerase II. Bases 199 to 1266 code for a protein of 355 amino acids. NCBI's taxonomy places the organism in Eukaryota, Fungi, Basidiomycota, Agaricomycetes, Agaricales, Schizophyllaceae. The transcript is spliced from 4 exons. The record is from RefSeq and is a predicted model, not a curated record.